AUGGCCGCUCUUGAGUCGCUCAACUUUGACAGCGAUGCCGCCGUUCAUUAUAUUCACUGCGUCCUUUCGAAUGCCCCGUUUGACCUGAACGUGUCGGAAGUGGCUCCAAUGAUCGUUCCCAAACCGGGAACCGACGCUGCAAAGCAGCUCCAAGCUGUGGGCUGCCGCAUUGUCCCACACCGGCUCCAAAUGUAUAAGGAGCCACUGGAGAAGAAGUUUGGUUUCGUUACAUUCUUUAUUCACCAGUCGUCAGAAACCACUGAGCUUGAGGAGGAGGUGCAUCAGCGGAUUCUGCUCUGGAUCCGUCAAGAUCUGACUGAGCAGUUGGCAGCCAUCAAGGUAAGUGUUGACUUGGGGCAGCCGCCUGAGUGCUAUUCCUCUUUUCCUUUUCUACGGGCCCUGCAACAGCAAUGCUCAUUUUUGGACGCCACACACGCCAAGGACCCACGGAAGCUGGAGACCUUUCUCUUGUCUAAGGUCACAUUUUACGACAAGGCGCGGAAUGCAGACAAGAACAACAGGAGUACGUUGAAAAGGGAAGGUAAAGAGGCGGGCAAGGAGGAUGUAUGGCAAACUGUCGGCCUAUUGCGUAUUUCAUCGUUGUUCCCAAGAGAACUGCUGUGGUUGGGGCGCGAGCAUAACCAGUUUCCGCCCAUUAUAAUAACGAACAAAGAUAUUUCCACUGCUACGUGUAACCCGGGGGCAUUGCAUGCAUUCCUUAAGGGCGCACUUCUCCCACUGUUUGAUGUGGUACCAUGA
Molecule: messenger RNA, 759 nt
Organism: Trypanosoma grayi
Lineage: Eukaryota; Euglenozoa; Kinetoplastea; Trypanosomatida; Trypanosomatidae
Exons: 1
Coding region: 1-759 (252 amino acids)
Source: RefSeq, a predicted model, not a curated record